AUGAGAUCAAUCACCAAGACACUAUGUGCAUUAUUCGGGCUUUCAGUGCUUAGUUUUACCUCUGCAUAAAUAAUAGAUCCAGAAACCUACAUCUACAGUUUACCAGAAUAUGAUGUUCCAAUGGUUUAAGAAGCCCCAUUUGUUAGCCAAUAGUACUGGGCUAACGAUAGAAAUGGAUUGUUAAGCAUGGAAUUAAUGGGUGGUUUGAGUGUACAAGAUCUCUCCCCAGAGAUCUAUGAGGAUUUGCAUCUUUCAGACUCAACUGUUUCCCCAAAAAUGAGAGAGAUCUAGUAAAUGAGAAGAAUCGCUAAUCACAUCUUCAAUAUGGGAUAUGACUCCAAUGAAAAGGGAGAUAAAUUGUACCUUAAUAUGUAUCUCUAAAAGCACAAUCUCAAGCCAUUCCAAGUCAAACAAAUAUUCAAGUUCCUCGAUGAAAACAAGAUCAUUCGUCAGAAAAUCAUAUAACAAUGGUGA
Stylonychia lemnae is the source of this 474-nucleotide messenger RNA. Lineage: Eukaryota; Ciliophora; Spirotrichea; Sporadotrichida; Oxytrichidae. The record is from the annotation of a GenBank genome assembly.